Liolophura sinensis is the source of this 378-nucleotide messenger RNA. Its product is annotated as fer3-like protein. The record is from RefSeq and is a predicted model, not a curated record. The transcript has a single exon. Bases 1 to 378 code for a protein of 125 amino acids. Gene Ontology annotation, biological process: regulation of transcription by RNA polymerase II; developmental process. Gene Ontology annotation, molecular function: protein dimerization activity; RNA polymerase II transcription regulatory region sequence-specific DNA binding; DNA-binding transcription factor activity, RNA polymerase II-specific. Lineage: Eukaryota; Metazoa; Mollusca; Polyplacophora; Chitonida; Chitonidae.
AUGGAGGAUCACGGAUACGGUAACAGUGUGUCUCAUGGUGUCUUUACUGGAGCAGAUAUGGACGGACAAGCCGUGAAAACGACAUACACACCGAAAGCCUUCAAACAACCAACAGCCAACGGAACAACGGUUCCGAAACGGAAACGAGUCAUGGAUUCUAGACAGAGAAUGGCGGCCAACAUCAGAGAGAGACGCCGCAUGGUAGAAAUCCGUAAGGCGUUCGACAGCUUGGCCCGACGGUUGCCACCCACCAUCAUAUCUCGCCGGAAGAAACUCUCCCGCAUGGAGAUUUUACAUCUGUCCGCAGUGUACAUCGCCAUGAUGACAAAAAUGCUGCUCAACGACGACCAAGAAAAAAGUCUUCAGCAUAUGCAUUAA